Parnassius mnemosyne (clouded apollo) is the source of this 885-nucleotide messenger RNA. The record is from the annotation of a GenBank genome assembly. NCBI's taxonomy places the organism in Eukaryota, Metazoa, Arthropoda, Insecta, Lepidoptera, Papilionidae.
AUGGAGGAAACUGAACAUCCUGAUCUCCCACAAGCAGUGAAGCUGCUGAAAGAGAUGAAUACAAAUGUGCAACAAGUUUCACAACUUGUAGAUAAUAUGUUAGCCAGAGUCAGGAAUGGAGAAUUGUCAACUGAUAAAGGAUUGAGUUUCUUGGAGAUGAAAUAUCAAAUGUUAUUAAGUUAUUUAAUCAAUUUGACAUAUAUUGUCCUUCGAAAAUGUUCAGGGGAAAGAAUUGAAUCUGAUCCAUCUAUUGAUAGACUUAUUGAAAUAAGAACUGUAUUGGAGAAAAUUCGUCCUAUAGAUUCUAAGUUAAAAUAUCAAAUUGAUAAACUUGUGAAAACUGCAGUUGUUGGUUCAGUUACAGAAGAUGAUCCACAGUCAUAUCAUGCUAACCCUGAUAAUUUAGUUAGUAAAAUAGAUAAUAGUGAUGAAAAUACUAGUGAUGAAAGUGAUGAUGAAGAAUCGAGAAAAGAGAAAACUACUAAGCCAAAUAUUUAUGUUCCACCAAAAUUAGCAGCUGUGCAUUUUGAUGAGAGUACUUCAAAAAUUGACAGUGAAAAGAAAAACAAAGAAAGGUCAAAGAAACAGUUUCUUAAUUCAAGUGUGAUGCGAGAACUCCGUGAGGAAUAUUCUGAAGCACCUCUAGAAGUUACAACAGGAAAUCAAAUUAAACAUUCUAUAUCUAAAUAUGAGCAAGAAAAGACAGAAUAUGAAGAGAAUUAUCUUACACGUCUACCUGUUACAAAAGCAGAGAAAAAUCGUAGGAAAAAACUAACAACAGUAGGUAUGUUGGCAGAUGAAAUAACAGGAACUCGUCAGACAUCUCGAAAGCAUAAGUUGAAAUCUAAAAAGGGCAAAGGGUUUAAAAGAAGGCGUAUCCAUUGA